Messenger RNA from Colletes gigas, 4271 nucleotides. It is a transcript of the gene 5-HT2A, whose product is annotated as 5-hydroxytryptamine receptor 2A. Gene Ontology annotation, biological process: G protein-coupled receptor signaling pathway, coupled to cyclic nucleotide second messenger; chemical synaptic transmission; serotonin receptor signaling pathway. NCBI's taxonomy places the organism in Eukaryota, Metazoa, Arthropoda, Insecta, Hymenoptera, Colletidae. The record is from RefSeq and is a predicted model, not a curated record. Bases 1547 to 3442 code for a protein of 631 amino acids. The transcript is spliced from 9 exons. Gene Ontology annotation, molecular function: G protein-coupled serotonin receptor activity; serotonin binding; neurotransmitter receptor activity. Gene Ontology annotation, cellular component: dendrite; membrane.
AUCGCGUUUUUAUUCAUCGUUGAAUAUAAAUUUAAAUUGUAGUAUAAAAUAUUUCGCACCGAACAGAUGAAAAAGUUACAUAAUCGUUGCGAAUGUAUUGCUUCGCUUUGAUCUCGGUAUUUGCGUAAUAUUCAUGAAAAAUCACUGCAGGAAAAUAGUUUUCGUAACGGCGAGAACUUUUCAGUCGAAAUUAGGAUUUCGUAGAAAAGUGACUCGCGCGUCGUACUCGGUUAACGUAAACACUAGACACAACGUGGUAGUCAUUGCAUCUGCGCGCUGCGAGAGGAAAAAAGAAAACACGUAACCGGAUAUCGUCGAACGAAACUGCAACACUCCGCAGCAAAUUUUCGCGCGCGAUCUAUCGAUUAACAAAGCUUCUGCCACCGGGCGAUUCUAACGACCGUGUCCACGAAUUCACUUCUCGAAACCGAAUGCAUUAAAAUUCAAACGAACCUGCACCGUGCACCGGCCACUCGAGGUUUAACGGUCCGAUUCGCGGAUUCAUAUCUUUCAACGAGCAAUUCGAGCACGCUUCGCGUCGGAGAUCUUUCGAGAGACCGAUGAGAAUCGAUAAUUAUUGUGUUUGCUGAGUCUUAGCGCGAUUUAAAAUUCAAAUCGUUACCGUUCCGACGCGAAAACAACCACCGCGAGCCGACGUUGCCGCCGCGUAAGUCUUCGAGGCGCCACAGAUCACAAUUAUUCGACUAUCGAUUUUAUUGGAGAUCGUUCGGUUCCGUAACCGCUUUCGCCGUGAAAUUACGACGGGCCUGCAGUGCUGUGAAUCGUGAUUGACGUUGUCGUUCAAAUCCGAACGGUGAGAAACGAGGAAAGAAUUUUGUGUGUUCAAGAAUUCAGCUACGGGCGUGAAAAGAUUUAAAGGGCGGAGGAACGUUGAAGUUCGUGACACGGGUCGGGACAAGAAGACGCUCGAAAAAUAUGGAGGAGGGGGCGGAAUAAUACACAGGCAGAUCCCUUGGAACGCGAGCAGCAUAGUCGUAAAAUCGAACUUGAGGAAUCCAUAAACUACUCUAAAAACAGGGAUCGCCGGUACCGAAUAAACGCACCGUUCCUCCCCCUCUGCUCGUGAUCGAGUAUCCUGUGCCUAAGCCCCGUUGGUUUCUUGCCCCGGGAUCAAUUUGAAACCGAUGCCAGGAAUGGGGCGCAUUUUACGAGGCAGCGUGCGUCGCAUAACAGAAAGGGCCCUCGACGAUCCACGCUGCGCCCGCGUUACCAAAGAACUGGAUCGUUCGUGCUCGUGUAUACACGUGUCGCGUCAAGGCCAGGUGGGGCGUUGCUGAAUUCGCUCGGUGAACCGCGUCCAAUCGGUGACUAUGCGGAUCGAAGGACAAAGUCGAGGUUCGGUAUCCGUGGUAGUGAACAGGUUCACGCGGCACAGGCGUCAUAGUUCGCUCGUGGACAAAGUGCCCUGGUGUCGAGGAUGCCUCGAGGCUGGUGAACGAAACGCUGUCGAUGGACGAGUCGCCGCUGCGUACCGGUGAAAGAGUACGGAUGUAGCUCUGACAGGGUGUGGGACACGAAGGACACCAUGGACGGGAACCUGACCGUCUGGACGAGCAAUCUGACGGCGAUGCUACACCAGGUGCCAUGCAACGACAGCUUCCUGGGCUGCGUGGACGAUUGCGGGUCCGAUCUGUUGGGGUUCGAUCAUCUUUGCACGUCCGACAAAGGCACCUUUACUUCGUCGAUGUCGUUGCUAUGCAGGCCUUGCGAUUACUCCUGCGACGUGAACGUGUCGUUGGUCCUCAGCGGGUUCGAGAGCGUGGAGGGUGUCUUUCUGUCGAGGAUACCGAGGUUCAGGGAGUGCAACGAGACGGCGUUUGAGAACGAGAUCCUGGAAUGCACGCCAACGGGAAACGCGACGACGGUGGACCUCGCGGUGUCCUGUUCGCACCGGACGAAAUUAAGUUCGUCGACGAGGAGUCGCCGUUUCGACUGGAGCUUCCUGUUCGUGGCGGUGUUCAUCGUGGCGGGCGGUCUGGGCAAUAUACUGGUCUGUCUGGCCGUGGGUCUCGACAGGAGGCUGCACAACGUCACGAAUUACUUUCUUCUGUCGUUGGCCGUCGCCGAUCUCCUCGUCAGCCUGUUCGUGAUGCCGCUGGGAGCGAUACAAGGAUUCCUCGGGUACUGGCCGUUCGGCGUGCACUGGUGCAACGUAUACGUAACGUGCGACGUGCUCGCGUGCUCGGCGAGCAUAAUGCACAUGUGCUUCAUCUCGCUUGGUCGUUACCUAGGCAUCCGGAACCCGCUAAGAACGCGCCACACGUCCACCAAGCGAAUGGUCGGUUUCAAGAUCGCGGCCGUGUGGCUGCUCGCCAUGUUGGUCUCUAGUUCCAUUACAGUAUUAGGCAUAAUCAAUCCCGUGAAUAUUGUGCCACGGCCGGGCACGUGUAUGAUCAACAACAGAGCAUUCUUCGUGUUCGGCUCGCUGAUCGCCUUCUACAUCCCCAUGAUCGUAAUGGUGGCCACGUACGUGCUGACGGUGCCUUUGCUCAGGCAGCAGGCGCGUUUCGCCGCUGAACAUCCCGAAAGGGAUCAGUUCCGACGGCUAGGGGGCAGAUACUCCUCGACGAAGGCGUCUUCCACGACGUCGAGCACCAGCACCGCGACCACCGCCUCGUUGGCAACUAGACACGCUUGGAGGACUUCCGGCGGCGCUGGAAACGACAGGUGCAAGGGCACGAAGCAGAGUAAACCGCGGUCGACGUUGAAUUUCACUGUGAACGGAGCCGGAAGUCCGACCGGAAGCGCCGCUGGGACGAAACUGACGUCGAAAGUGGAUCAAGCCACUCAAACGCCGGAGAACAUUGCCCGCGAAACAAGAAACUUCACUCUGAGGGCCCUGAAGCUGCAACUGAACGUCACGCCUAACACCCUCAAUUUGAGGUUUCUAGCGGGCCGAACGAAAAGAAGAUCCUUGGCGGCGAACGCAGUGGCCACGGAGCAAAAGGCCAGCAAGGUGUUGGGCCUAGUGUUCUUCACAUUCGUCCUCUGCUGGGCGCCAUUCUUCCUUCUGAACAUUUUCUUCGCCGCGUGUCCCGAGUGCCCGGUGCCUGGCCACGUGGUGGACACGUGCCUCUGGCUCGGAUACGUAUCAUCCACCAUCAAUCCAAUCAUUUAUACCAUCUUCAACAGAACGUUCAGGGCUGCGUUCAUUCGAUUAUUGAAAUGCAAGUGUUCCAGGUCGGCAAGGCCACCGAGAUAUCGUUCUGUGACAGAGGGUGGUCGCAACGCGAUGAGCCUCUGCACCCCGACCGCCCUUCCACUGGCCAUUAGUCUUCAGGGUACGCCGUUGUUAACGCCGACGCCGAACCCGACGGCGACGCCAGCGUCAGGAAGUUCGUACGUGACGGUGAUGCAUCGCACCCCCAGCUCCCUUUACCGUGACACCUUUCACCAACACGAACACGACCAGAAUUGUUGAGUGCUCGCGAAACGAUCGAAUGGUAAAAUACCCAAACAUUUUGUUCCUUUCAUUCAAAACGAGACUAAAAAUUCGACUCCAUUUCUCGAGCUUCAAAUCACUCUAACAGCGAUUUCUCAUUACAAUCAUUCUAUUAUUAUACGACGAGCAAUUACUAACAAAGAAUUACUCCAAGUUGGAACAUGAACCCCACAUGUUCUGAAAACUUCCAAGUCGAAUUUAUUUUUAGAAUAGUAAUAUAGAAGCAUAAUUAUGGUGAACAAUUUCUAAAAAUUGGUGAUUCUUUUUAAAAAAAUUGUUGAAGAAGAGUCGCUGUUACUUUGAAUAUGAAUCACGAUUACUUUGAGGUUUUCUAAGUUUAAUUUAAUUAUUCUACGUGAAAUGUGACUGUUAUUGGAGAAUUAAUUGAUAUAUAGUAUUCAACAUCCUGUCCCUGGGACACCUUAGCUGUUUUUAAUCCGCAAGUCAUGGAUGCUGGUAAAUUAUAGGCGAAUAAUUAAUUAAAAUGACAAGUAUGCUCCAUCGAUCUAAUUCCAGUAAGCAUGGAACAAAAGCGUGACGUUUUGGGUAUUUUAUCAUAAGCUUGAUAAAUGGGAAGAAACUGUCCAAGGAAGUGCAACGUUGCUAAGCGUAUCAUUGAUAUAAUACAUGUCACGUAACUCUGCAUGUGUCUUAAUGCUCAAUUGUGGUAGAAAGCCAGCAAUGAACUGUGUAACCCCGAAGUACGAAGAAUAUAUCUGGAUGUGAUAAAAAUAUGUAUUACUUUAUUGAGGGUCAUCCUCGGAUUAUAAGAAUGACUACGAAAAAAUGCGAAGAGAUCGAUCAGUGC